Messenger RNA from Myodes glareolus (Bank vole), 1634 nucleotides. NCBI's taxonomy places the organism in Eukaryota, Metazoa, Chordata, Mammalia, Rodentia, Cricetidae. The record is from RefSeq and is a predicted model, not a curated record.
CAUUAGUCAAUGUCUGACUUUUCUCUGUAGGUUGCUUACGUCCCAUGGGCAGCGGUAACUUCAAGGAGCCAGGAAACUCAGAGUUUAAGGUGAAAGGGUCAAAGGGUCAUGGGCAAGGGCCCUGACAGGGGGCAGCAGGGGUGGAGUGUGCCAGGGAGAAGGUUGCUGGGGUGAGGUGGGGCUGCCUCCUACAGCUAGAGGAAGGAGGGACCAUUGCUGAGACGUUUUACACCACAUGAAACGGGUUUGGCACACUCGGGGAAUCAGCAAGAGUGGGUGGGUAGUGGCGGUGGCAGUGGUGUGAUCUGCAAGGCGCUGAGGGAAGAGCACAAACUUUCUGGGCCCAAAAUAUUUUUCCUUCCUAGGACCCAGACAAGAUGGAAGAAAGGAGUCAAGCAGAGCCAAACGUUCAGAGUUCCGGUGGGCAGACUCUCAGAAGCCCACAGGAGGGAAAGCUGGGCCAGGAAGCCCCAGAGCCGGCUGACCUGGCUUCCCAGGGCUUGCCAGCAUCUCAAGAUCCCUCCAAGCGGCUUGACACUGGCCUGAGAUGUGAGCGAGCAGAACUGCUGCCACUGCUGGUAGACUCACUUCAGGGCCACCCUGAGGAGACACCACAGGGGUAUAACGGAGAGUCAAUUCCGGGACUAGGCAAAGGGGCGCCUCAGAGUCAAAGAGAAAGGAAGCAGUCUCAGCAGGGCCAGGAAUUCAAAACCCCUCAGUUUGGGGAAGACAGUAAUUCAGAAGUCCGGGGGAAAGCGACAGUAUGGCGCCAGAAAGAGGGCGACCCUCAGGGCCAUUCCAGGGAUUUCUGCAGGUUCCCAGGAAAACCGAUCCCCCAGUGUGUGGAAACCGAGAUACCAGGACCCCCGGGUAGUAGCACCCAGGUGACCCAGGAAGGGAAGUGGGCUCCUCCCUGUGCCCUGGUGCCUCCUGCCCAGCCGCUGCUCCGAGGCCCAGAAGGUGGGAUACCGGCCUUUGGGGAACAGGAGCCCCAGACGAGGCUUCCUGGCUCAAUCUGGGAGCAGAGAGGCCCUAGGGACCCCAAAUUCUCAAAGGCCGCAUGGCCGGGGCCCGGGAGCACGGAGGAGGCACUGGCCCGCACUGAGCAGGAGGCUCUGCAGCGGCUGCUGGAGCUGCACGGUGCAGCCAAGGAGCGGCGGAGGCAGGACCGCGAACAUCAGCGGCUGCGGGUGCGUCCCAGGGCCCGGCCUGCUGGUGGUGGAAGCGAUGGGAGGGUCUCCUGUGCAGGCCCAGCUCAUUGCCGCCUCCCCAGGUCCUGGAACGACUCCGCAUCCUUGGGAACCAUCACCGCAGGGUUCACCCGCUGGUGCUCCCUCCCAGAGCGGCUCAGAUGGCACUACAGGCAAGAAUCUGGGGAAAGGUGGCUCGGUCACCACGGCUCUGCCCCUGGUGGGGAGGACAGCAGCCAGCGGCCUCCGAAGGGGUCCAGCGGGAGAGGGGCGGGCGCUGGACGGUUCUUGCCACCUAGGAGGAUGCGGCAGGAUGGAGACACACCUUGCGAGAGCGGCUGGAACAAGUGCACCGAGGAAGGACUCAGUGGCUGCGGGCACUCGGGACCAGGUGAGGGGCGAGCAGGGAAUGGUAGGCACUACUUUGCCCUAACAUCUGAUUGA